Messenger RNA from Cottoperca gobio, 2462 nucleotides. RefSeq lists its product as uncharacterized. The record is from RefSeq and is a predicted model, not a curated record. Bases 1 to 2430 code for a protein of 809 amino acids. The transcript has 4 exons. Lineage: Eukaryota; Metazoa; Chordata; Actinopteri; Perciformes; Bovichtidae.
AUGAGAGAAGUAUCCCACAUCGAGAAGGCCCUGAGCUUGGAGGAUCUUCUUUUCACUGUGUUCAUUGAACCAGAUGAAGGCAAAGAUGAGGUCUUACAGGACAUAAAGGAGAACUCUGACAAUGUGCUACUUAUUUUUGAUGGAAUCACAGAUCUGUCUUCAUCAGUGGUGCAAAAACUUGUAGAGAAGGAUCUACUACCUGAUGCCAAGGUCAUCAUGACCUGCAGACCAGAAGAUGAAGAUGGCCUCCUUUCUGAGGACUUAUUUUCUAAGAACUUUCUCAGAGUGGAAGUGAAAGGCUUUAGUGAGCAGACCAUAACAACAUACUUAUCUGCAAUGCUAGGUGAAGGACAGGAGAAGGUUUUGAGCAGAUUGGAGUUGUUAACUCUUUGCCAUGUCCCAAUGUAUGCACUGAUGGUGGCUGCCUGCUUUUCAUUUGAGACAUCAGAAGACACUCCCCAGCCAUGCAGUAUAACGGAAAUCUACAUCAAUAUUGUUCGUUUUUGCCUAAAAAAAAACAGCAACACCAAAAAAUACAAAGAUCUAAAUUCCUUCAUCAAAAGCAAGAGUAAGGAAAUACUGUCUUUAGCUAAGCUUGCUUUUCAUGCAACUGAAAGAAAAACAGUGAACUUGACAGAACCUCCCUGUGAAGACGGCUGUGUCCUUUCAUUCCUGAAACCACUUGUUAUCAAAGAAAACCCUACUGAGCCACACACCACAUUUGCAUUUCUCCAUUACACGAUGCAGGAGUUUUUUGCAGCACUGUGGCUCUUGAAGAAUCCAGAUCAAAUCAAGGAUGUUUUUCAGCGAUGCUGCAGUGAGGAGGAGAAACACAUGAAGCAUCUGAUCCCUUUCAUGUGUAGAUUGUUGACUGAGAAGAGCCCUAGUUUGAUGAAGUGGCUGAUUCCAGCUGAGGAGCUCAAGAAUACUUCUAACUGGUUCUUCAAGGAAGUGAUAACCACAUUCUCCCCUAGUCUGUGUGGGAACAAUGAGGCUGAUACUGAGGACAGUGGGAUUGAUGUGGACAGACUGUUCAUAUUCCAGUGUUUGUAUGAGUCCCAGAGUCCUGAAGCAUGCAUCGACCUUCUGGACAAACUGGACUACCAUCUUGAUCUCAGUGGAGAAAGUCUCGAUCCUUACUCUUGCUGUGCUGUUGCCUAUGUGGUCACUCAGUCGAAGGAGAGGAAAGUAAGGCUGAACCUGGAGGACAUCAUGGUAUCAGAUCAAGGGAUGAGAACACUAGUUGGAAGCCUUAAAAACGUCCAAUGGAGUGACUCUAUGCGACGGCAGCUGUGGGAGAUUGUCCUUGUCAGUGAAGGGAAGAUGGACCACAGCAGCUUACUUGGCCUUGAUGGAAAUCAGUUGCACCUUCCAGUUGAGGGUGAAAGACAGCUGUUUGAAAGAGCAGUAAAAGUCAUGCAGGAGGUUUCUACGAAGGUUCAUGUCUGCCUCCACUGGGAUAGUCAAAGUCCUGACUGCCAGAGUCUGUGUGGAUCUCUCUUAGAGGCUCUGCCACACAUCCGCUCACUCAGCUUCAGGAGGACCUGCGGAGGUCCAGGAUUACAGGACCAGGAGCAAAGUCAUGGGACACUGAAGAGGGAAGAGAAGCAGCUGUUACUGGAUUUAUGCCUUAAAGCAGCAAUUUAUGAAGAAAGAGACUUUCACAAAGUAGUGAAGACGCUCCUCUCAUUGUUUUGUGUUAACACAGAUUCACAUAACAUACUUCUUGAUUUUUAUCAACAUGUCAAGAGACAAGAAUGUUUAAGUGUCAUUCCAAAACUGAGGCCACUUCUCCAGUCAGCUCCUGCAGUCUGGUCCAUAGACCUCUCAGAGAGAAAGACCUCCAUCCUCCUGGAAGUGUUGAAACUCCAACCAGAGAAGAAACAAGUGGAGCUGACAGGCUGCUCAGGUGAAGAGAGUGAAGUGAGGAGUGUCCUACAGUGUCUGCCUUAUAUCUCACAGCUCAGUUUCAGGCCUCAGUCAUCAAAACCUUCAGAAGAAAUCAAGAUGUUAGUGAAUCUGUUCUGUGCAGCAGCAGAGAGAGAACAGCAGACAGGAGAGAAGAUACUGGAGCUGUUAUCAUCAGUGUGCACAUACAAAAGACUCCCUCUCACUCACCCGGGUUAUUAUGGAGAUCCUCGUGAUCUUACAAGGAAAUAUCAGUGUGGUUUCCUGCUGGAUCUGUACUCCCGCCUGAAGGACCAUGAGACUGAAACAGGUCUGAGUGUCCUUCCAUCAUUACACUCAGUUCUCCAGUCAGCUCCUGCAGUCUGGUCCAUAGACCUCUCAGAGAGAAAGACCUCCAUCCUCCUGGAAGUGUUGAAACUCCAACCAGAGAAGAAACAAGUGGAGCUGACAGGCUGCUCAGGUGAAGAGAGUGAAGUGAGGAGUGUCCUACAGUGUCUGCCUUAUAUCUCACAGCUCAGGUAAAUGAAUUGUACUUCACAUGACUUCAGUGUACA